This is a messenger RNA of Capsicum annuum, 393 nucleotides long. Its product is annotated as AT-hook motif nuclear-localized protein 4. The transcript has 2 exons. Lineage: Eukaryota; Viridiplantae; Streptophyta; Magnoliopsida; Solanales; Solanaceae. The coding region runs from base 1 to 393 and encodes 130 amino acids. The record is from RefSeq and is a predicted model, not a curated record.
AUGAAAAAUCAUGAAGCUCGUCCCACUGGAUCUGCUCCAUUCCCUGAAGCGAAUGUUGUAGCAGCAUAUGAUCAGCCUGAAAUAAGGCAAAAUUAUUAUCGCGGUCGUGGUCGAGGCCAUGGCCGUGGACGUGGACGAGGAUAUGGCAGAGGAAGAAAUCAUAAUGAUGGAAAUAAACAAGAGAAUAAUAAAGGUUCUCAAAAUAAUCCUUCAAAGGGUAAAGCUAAUAUUUGUCACCGAUACGGCAUGAAAGGUCAUUGGGCACGUGCUUGUCGUCCAUCAUAUACACAUGAUGAUGUUAAGGCAAAUCUUGCUUACAAUGAUGAUGAUUUUAAGGUCCUUUCAAAUAUUACCCAUUUGAAAGCUGAAGAUUUUUAUGAGGACGUUGAUUGA